AAGACUUUCUGCCCGGAUCGGAUUGACAGAGGGUAAUCGUGUACUCCCCGCUAUUUGCCCCUUGUGUUCAUUAUCGCCGUCCUGGUCCGCCCGCCGAACUGCAGGAAUUUGCCCAGAGAUUCAACGCGGAUAAAUAAAGAAUAAAAUAAGAAUUUUAUUUUAUAAAAGACAAAGAAAAACAGGGAAAGAAGGAAGGAUACGAGGGGACGGAGAGGAACAUCGCAAAAGGGAAAACAACACUCUCGUCUAUUCUUCUUACUGUCAGAUCAUGACUCCGAGGUUGACCACAACUAUUCUCGAGGGAAACAGGCGAUAAUACAACCCCAGAGCAGAACUAUCCAGUAUCCACGGUCUAGCAACAAAUUAUGGCUGCGGGCGAACUGUCGGAGAGCGGAGUUGCCGACAUUGUCCGCGCGCUGGAGCUCAUUCACGACCCGUCAUCAACAAAUGAGCAACGCAGACAGGCCCUGACAUUUGUGGAAUCACAGAAGCAGAACAAAUCGGCCUCUCAGAAUGGAUUUAUUUUGGCUUCACGAGCGGAGAACCCUCCCCUGGUUCGACAUUUCGGACUCGCGCUUUUGGAUCACGUCUUGCGUCAUACAUCUUUCACCUCCACGGAACAGCUGAAGGAGCUAGUCUUGAAGCUUGCAGAGUCUAUUCAACCGCAGGAUCCGCCUUACAUUCGCAAUAAGAUUUCACAAUUGUGGGCUGAGGUUGCGAAGAGGAGUUGGGGUCUGGAUUGGAAUUCUAUGGACGAGGACCUCGUCAAGCUGUGGGACGCGGCGAGUCUUGUGCACAAGGAGUUUAUUCUUUCUGUCUUGGAGACUCUGUCCGAGGACAUCUUUUAUCGGGAGGAUACAGUCUCGUCUCUGCGUGGCACGGAUCUCAACAGGGCGCUCGUGGAGAUCUUCACGCCCUUGACCGUCUUUGAGGAAGUGUAUCCUAAUAAGGAUCGUCAACUUGACCUCCGUUGCGGUACUGAUGGGUGGCUCGUGCGAACUCGUCAGUUCUUAGAUGGCUGCAUCCAAAACUUACGGUAUCUGAAGGGAGCAAGAGAUGCGGCCCUUAAGGCGCUUGCGACCCUGCGGUCCGUUCUAGUAUGGUCUAUCCCGAAGGCUGUCAUUUCGUCGCUUUGCGUUCCUACUAUUUUCGGAGCUUUCGCUUGCGAAGAUGAAGAAGUGCGGCUGGCUGCCAUUGAAGCCCUUCACGCACUCUAUAGUCGGUCCAAUAUCGAGAUUGAAGAGUUCCAACCUCUAAUUCAUUUGAUGUACGAAACAAACUACCUAAAUGUCUUGCGAGAUAUAUAUGAGUGGUCAAUUGUUAGCCCUGAUAGCAUCGAUGACACAAAGUAUACAUUGUCGAAAAAGCUGUCUGAGCUUAUGUCGUAUGUGGCCGGUUUCCUCGAGCAAAAGGGAUUCUCAUUCGAUAGCGCACACGGCAUGAACCUUCCAGUCUUCUUCCAUUUUUUGAUCAGAAUACUCCAGCAUCAAAGCCUCUCGGUUUCUAUAUCCGUUCUUCAUGUGUGGACCAAACUACUGGCAUCCGAGAAAACUGGGAAUACGGAUCUGGUCAUUAGCUUGAUUCCGUCCUUGCUAGAAAUUUGCACUCAGCGGCUGAUUCGCUGGGAGUCUCUUCCAGAGGAUAUUGAAGAGCCCACAGUGAUGUUCCUCAAUGAGGACAUCGACACAGUUCCAGAGAAACAUGUCUUCGUUGGCAACUAUCGGCGGUACUGCUCUUCAAUCGUCGAGUCUAUUGCACAGAAACGGCCUCAAGAAGCCAUUCCACAUAUUCUUUCUGGGGUUGAUGUCAACUUGGACAAUCUUUAUAGUGGAGUUGCUCCAUUCAGUGUUCAAACAUUCCAAAAGACGUCAAUACCGUUGAUGCGUGCUGACACACAAUUUGCUGUUGUGGAAGCAACUCUGAAGGGCUAUAGUAAAUGGGUUAUUUCCCAUGGGAAAAUGCCUCAGCAAGAUGAGCAAAGACGGCGGGACUUGGAGAAUACUCUGGAAAUAUGGGCCAUUAGUUUAAUGCAAAGGAAUUUCGAGGAUCCUAUUAUAAGGCAGAGAGCAAUUAAGCUCAAUGUUGAUAUAUCAUCUAGGGCUCUUGAUAAGACCCCAAGCUUUGCCCUCAAGGUUUUGGAGUAUAUCUUGAUGGCUCGCCUUCCUGAUCAGCCAGGGUGUCCUGCUUACUCAGAAGCUGUGAAGGAACUUCAUGGUCUAGCUAGCCACGAGUUGCGUCGGCUCGCAAUGCGCUAUGCUGAUUAUUUUGCCACCUUCUAUGACCUUCUCGAGCCGAAGAUCAAGGAGAUCACCUUGACAAAUAAUGCGGAUGAUAGUCUGCAUAUGGAGUAUACAUCGGUGCUACUUAUAAUAAUGCAACGGGCAGCUAAUGUCGAUCCGUACUUGCGUGAAUCUCGACUAAGGUCUUUUAUUGGGCCGAUUAGGGAAGCCUGGCAAGACCCGGAGUUUAGGCGCUUAAGCUCAUCGUUUGAGGGGUAUUGCACCAUGCUUGGGUUGGGAAGUGUUGGACCUUAUAUGCAGGCCAAGCAAGCGCAUACUCUGGGGGAUUGGUCAUCGGUUCCUCUAGAUCCCGAAGGGAAGAAGUUACAAGAGGAUAUGACGAGGAAAUUCCAACUGCUACCGCUGCGAGGCACAAAGACAAUGCUGGCGGUCUCCACGGAUAAGCUGAGAAAAGCCGAUCCAGCAUACGAAGCCGCCUGUGUUAUAUGGCAUGACACAAUCCCCGUUAUCCUCCCAACGCUGCUCCAGCUUGUCAGCAAUGCGCAUGCCUUUCAUAACCCUGCAAAUUGGGGCGGUGUUCCUGAUGAAAUGCGCAGGGUUGUCGAGAGGAUUUUGACCGAUAGAUUUUGGCAGGCCGGUAUUUCAACAGGCAGCAGAGAAGAAUUCUAUGCUAGGAUCACAGCAUCCCGAUCAACUCUGGAAGGCUUUGCAUCCUCUGUUCGCGGCAAGAUCAGGGCGGUCCGUGAAUCUUGCUAUUCAAUGCUGUACAGUAUGAGCAGAUUACGGGAGCACUUCUACGGGUUUUCUGAGCUUCCAGGGUUGUUGUCCGAAGCUUUAUUCAAAGACUCGACUCACCUUUCAUCACAUCAGUUUUCGGUCCUUCUCAACAUAUCCCGAUGUCUGAUUGAUGACUGCCCUGCGCAAUCUUGGGGGCAUUUCUUGCCUCCAAUGCUAGCGAGCUUGUUCACUAGCAUCGACCGGAAGAUUACGUCUGAGUGGGAUUCUAUCGAACAACGCAAGAUAGGGCUCGCUGAUGGCGAUCUAACCGAUGAAAUGAAGUCAGAGAGCAUCCUGCGGCAAUUGACUUACUCUGCGGUGAUCAUGGUGGCGAGUCUCUUAGAUCCGCAGAGAGCAGAUGGAGCUGAAUCUACGCACCCAGCUUGCUUACAAGGCCCGCCAGCAGCCUCUGAUUCUAUCCGCAAUUUUAUUUUGUCCUCACCCGCCAUUUUCGAGCCCAUCAUGCUCUUCUGUACACAUGCCCUCCGAAUGCGCGAUACGCGAUGCUGUAGUAUCAUUACCCGUGUCAUUCGGUCCAUCUUGCAGGAUUUCGCACCCCCGGAUGGCGCUCCCACCAUCGUCACCAUCCGGGAAUUUAUUUGUUCCCAGGUUCUCAUGGCCUGUGUUACAUCCGUGCAUGAACCCUACUUCGUCGAUAUGCAGAAGGACCUCGCCCAGUUGAUCGCCUCGAUCUGGGUGAUGUAUGGUCCUAGCAGCGCUACACCGCACUCUGUGAUCUUGAGUCUCCCCGGAAUGACGGAACAGCGUGUGAACGACACUGAAUUGGCCCUUGUUAGAUCGACGUCUUCACGGCAACAGCGAGCACUCGUCUUGGAUCUCCUUGAAGAUCUGAGAGGAGUAAGUAUUGCGGAACAAGGAAAGAUCCUAGACUCCCGUGAGGGACGCCGGCAUGCGAGGAGUGCACUGCAACAAAGAUAUAUGACCAGCGAAAUGGAAGGGCAGCAGAAUACCAAGGUCAAUAUCAAUGACGGGCCUGAUUUGACUGGCAUUGCAGAUAUGUUUGGCUAG
Molecule: messenger RNA, 4046 nt
Organism: Monascus purpureus
Lineage: Eukaryota; Fungi; Ascomycota; Eurotiomycetes; Eurotiales; Aspergillaceae
Source: the annotation of a GenBank genome assembly